AUGGGACCAUUGCAACCUCUGAGCCUGGUGUGUUGGUUACUGCUGGCUGCUACCGCUCAGAUGAACGGGCCAUGGGUGAACAGCAGCUUCCUCUCAGCCACAGCUGGAGAUAACGUAACAUUGCGUUGCUUUUCUGACAAAAACGCCGGCCUUGGGGCAAAUCUUUAUUGGUACAAGCAAAGUCUGGGUAAGAAACCAACUGUCAUCUCGUCCUUCUUUCUAUACGACAAGAGGGUCGACAAGAAAACCCAAAUUCAUGAAGGAUUUGGAACCGGGGAUCGCUUUACAGUCGAGAACAACGACUCCGUCUAUAACCUGCACAUCCAGAGCGAGCAGGACGAAGACUCUCUUCACUACGCUGCUCUGAACGUUCAGUCUUCUUCCAGACGACAGAGAGUCACGGCUCAGACAGACUGUGUUUACUCCGGUGUUCACCUGUAG
Knipowitschia caucasica is the source of this 441-nucleotide messenger RNA. Lineage: Eukaryota; Metazoa; Chordata; Actinopteri; Gobiiformes; Gobiidae. The record is from the annotation of a GenBank genome assembly.